Molecule: messenger RNA, 1188 nt
Organism: Stylonychia lemnae
Lineage: Eukaryota; Ciliophora; Spirotrichea; Sporadotrichida; Oxytrichidae
Source: the annotation of a GenBank genome assembly
AUGAUGAUCAACUCGGAAAUGACCACAGCUACACCUGUUACGGUUUGCAAAAUCAGAUAUAUCUCCAAUAUUUAGAGUAAACGUCUUGACAAAAAAAACAAAAGGAGCAGCUUUACCCCAGUUAUUUUGCAGGAGAGAGACAAAGGAUUGAGACCUAGUGAAAAUGAAUAUAACAAUGAAAAAUAUGUGACUUAAAUGGGAGGACAAAGGUGUAAAGUCCUAUUUAGAGUAUUUUUUGUGUCUAAUGGGUCAUUGUCCAAGGAGCUUUACCUUUCUAGGUGCUCUAUUUCAUUUUAUUUCGUGGUUAUUUUCUUAACCCUAUCUUUUGAAGCUUCACUGCAUCUGGUUUGUGAGUUGGGAUAAAAAGCUCAUUUGAUCAAGUAUUUGAGUAUCUUCAUUCCUCUAGUUAAUGAUCUCGAUAAAAGCGAUGAAAGAUUCACCGAACCUACCAACUAAGCUGAAUGCCUGCAUCGCAUCUCUCUUGCUAUCAAACUUGGACAAUAACAAGAGUUUUUGACAACUUAUCACAUCUUUAAUCGAAGCAUCUCAUUCCUAAAGUAUUCUGUGAGACAACUAAAGUUACAGUAAAGAGAGCUGUCUCCUUCAUCAACUAACCUAGAGAUUAGAUUCUCUCAAAUUUAUUGUCCUUUAUAAGCAUAGGACUAAUCUAAGAAAUCUGUUGUAUAAGUACAACCUUCUCAUCAACUGAAUGAGCCUUUGGUGACUUCAUCUUUCAAUAGUGAAUUCAGAUUGAUGAUUGCUAAAAUGACACUAAAUGAGAAGUAUUACUGUGAGAACUAUAGCUACCCAGCGAAUUUCUUCUUUAUGGUAGUAUUAGCAGUUAGCAGCAAUAACUCCUAUGCAUGCAUUAGGCGCAAUAAGACAUCAAUUUCAUCAACAAUGAUGUGUGCAUUGUUUUCAGGCGCUAUAUCAUCAUCGAUAUAAGCACGGUAUCUAACUUUAUCCUCACCCAUUAAAUUAAGAGUUAAAAGGAGUUCAAACUUGGACUCAUUUUUAUUCAUUAGAUGUUCAAAGGGUACUACUAAUUCAGACUAUCUAAUCAGCAAAGAUAUCAUAGAUAUUACCAGAAGCUAUUCCUUAACCAGAAGGACCAUAUUUAUCUCUAUUCCUUAUAAAUUUUAGCAGCACAGUACGAGCAGUACUGGGCAGGUGCAAACCACUCAUUGA